AUGUCUCUCAAGGCCAUCUAUGAGAGAUUCCUUGCGGAUCCGAACUCUGCUGCGCUCAGCCCCGAUGUCUCCUUGAAUUACAUUACCACGACAACCGUGUUUAAUGGCGCAGAUGCGGUCCUGAAGCAUCUGUCCAGCCAGCAGAAGAUUGUCAAGAAAAAGUCGGACAAGACACUGAGUGCCAUCGAGGCCACUGGUGCGCUCGUUCUCGAUGUUGAGACUACUUUGGAGUUUGUCUCUGGAGGCGGGGCUUAUCUCCCCUCUCUCGAUGAUAAUUUCCUGGCCGACCGCGUCGUGACCUUCCCCACGGUCCAUAUUGUUCGCUUCGACGCGCAGAACCAGAUCCAACAGAUCAGACUCUACUGGGACCAAGGAUCGUUGCUGAAGCAGGUCGAUGUCAUUGGCGCCCGUGGGCGCAACUGGCCGAUUCGCGACGCGCAGGACCAGACACGAUUGAUUACCACGGUCUCUUCUGGCGCUCACGGCACAGUCACCCCUCCCACGCAGAGCAGCACGGUUGUCUCUCCCACUAAGCCUCUCAAGGACCCUCACGCGUCGUUGUCCUUGUUUUCGAAUGGCGCCGAGGAUGAACAAGCUCCGCCAGCCGUCAUUCCGCCGCGCGCCGCUGCCUCUGCGAAGCCUCCGCCGCGUGACUACAAUGAGCUGUUCGUCGGAGAUGCCGAGAAUGAUGCCACUCCUACAAAGGACAGCUCCCCAGGCAAGAACGGUGUCGUGGCUCCCAAGGUCGGAGCGGGGAAGAACUUCCAGCCUAACCGUUUGUUCGACGACGAUGAAAAGGUCGCCGCUGAAGAGCAAUCGAAAGGCGUUGUGCCACCCAAGGCCGGGUCAGGCAAGAACUUUCAGCCUAACCGUUUGUUUAAUGAGGACGACGCGGACGCUGGAGAACAAGGCGAGCAGAAACCGGAGCCCCGGUACAAGCCUCAUCCCAACAAAUUCAGUCAUUUUGAGCUAGGCGACAACAAUGACGGCGAGAGGGAGAUCAAGUCUAUUCCUUCACGUCCGAAAUCACGUCAUCUGUCUCAAUGGGACUUUUCAGACUUCAGCACCCCCGAGAAGCCCCGGGGUAAAGUCCGUGGUCAGGAUGUCCGCCAUUUCGGCUGGAGUGACAACGAGGAUGAUGUUCAGGAUACCCCACCGGCUCGGCCCCGUGUUGCUCACCCACGACGCGAUGCUGAGACGCACUUCCAGUUCGAAGACGACGGCGUGCAAACCGCUGAGCCUGCGCCCAAGAAAAUCAUCGGAUCUGCGCACAACAGGGGACUGGGACUUUACGAGAACAACCUCUACGAUGAGGAGGGCAAUCCUACUCCUAACGAGACCGCCGAGACCGCUCCGGUGGGUGUCCAUCCGAACGGAGCUCAUCGCAAGAAGGACUUUGACAGCCACUGGUCGAUCUCUGACGCUUCACCACCUGAGGGGGAGACGAAAGUCCAGAAUCGACACAUCAGCAGCGACCGCAUCAAAGCGGUGAAGAUGAUGGACGCGUCUUGGGAUGCGUAUGACCAGUCUCCGGAACCGAAGCAAGAUGUCCCGACUGCUUAUGCGAAGCGCGUUAGCCGCAAUGUGAACCAGAGAAGCUUUGCAUUCGGCGACGAGGAUAUUUAG
This is a messenger RNA of Rasamsonia emersonii CBS 393.64, 1626 nucleotides long. RefSeq lists its product as uncharacterized. The record is from RefSeq and is a predicted model, not a curated record. Bases 1 to 1626 code for a protein of 541 amino acids. Lineage: Eukaryota; Fungi; Ascomycota; Eurotiomycetes; Eurotiales; Trichocomaceae. The transcript has 2 exons.